Tetrahymena thermophila SB210 is the source of this 2067-nucleotide messenger RNA. RefSeq names its product Scp-like extracellular protein, putative. The transcript is spliced from 9 exons. The record is from RefSeq and is a predicted model, not a curated record. Lineage: Eukaryota; Ciliophora; Oligohymenophorea; Hymenostomatida; Tetrahymenidae.
AUGUCAACUAAUUAAAUAGGAGCAAUUAACUCAGAGCUUUUAAAGGAAAAGGCUUAAUUGGCUUCAUAGAUUGAUACUAUGUUUCACAUGGAUGUAAGGAUGGAUAAUUUGAAAUCUUACUUAUAGAAUAUAUCAAAUGUAGUUAACUAGUAAUCUAUUAUAAUUAACUAGCUACAAGCUGAGAUGAAAACAAAAAUAACUGCAGAUAGAGUUGAAAAAGCUUUGAAAACUGUAUCAACAGUUAUUGAAAUUAACGAUGCUGAAUUGUAAAAAAAAGUAUCUGCAUUGGUUGAUAAGCCAAAAGUAGAAAAUACAGGAGAUGUUAUUAUGGAUGGAGCAAAUAUGAUUUGUAACAAAAUUGUGUAUUUGGGAUAAGCAUGUAGUUUAAUUUACAAAGGAAAUAAAGAUUGGGAGAGAAAACUCCAAGUUGUGGAAAAUGAGCUCCCUAAAAAGAUUACAAGAGAUGUAGUUAAAGAAAAAGUUAGUAAAACAAAGAAGAAAUUAUUAAAUGAAAUAGAAGAAUUCAAGAAAAAAUGCCAAAAAUAAAUUGAUGACAGCAAUAAGCGUGUUGACAGCUCUCUUGGUAAAAUGGAAAUAACAGUCAAAGAUACAGAAAAAAAAACUCUUUGGAAAAUAUCAGAUUGUGAAGCUCUUUUAUAAAAGAGAAUUACAGCUGAUUAUGUUGAUAACACUGCAAAGACGCUAGAAGAAAAAUUGAGGAGAGAAAUUUAAAAAGUUAAAGAAGAAAGUUUUGGUGAAGUAUUCCAUAAAAUUGAUUUACUAAAUGAUAAGUGCAAGAAUUUGGAUGAUUAGAUUUAGGAAAAGUAAAAAAGCUUAAAGAAAUUAGUUAAGGAUUUAGAAGACGAUUUGCUAGGUAAAUUCUGCUCAACUGAUAAAUUUGAAACAAACAAGAAGACUGUAUAAGAUAGACUCAUUGAAUUAGAUAAUAAGAUUAGUCUUUUAGAUAGAAGAGGAAGUGCUGUAGAUCUGGGAGAGAAACUUGCUAAGCAGCUUAAAGAGCUAGAGGAAAAAAUAUUUGCUCUUUAAAGAGAAGAUGGUCACCUCAGAAACUCAAUACAAGAUCUGACAGUAAAGUUAGAAUUGGUUGGUAAAUCAAUUCCUGAGGACUCUGGUGAAAAGAGUGAAGGAUUCUCUUUGGCAGAUCCUCACAAACUUUGUGCUAUUGAAAGUGAAGUCAAGCGCCACAAAGAUGAAAUUUCAGAUUUAAGACGUAUCCUUUCAAAUUCAGAUCAUGAUUUAAGAAGAAAAUUUGAUGCUCUUGAGCAUAAGGUACUUAGUUAAUUUAAUAAUGCAUAAAGGUUAUAAGAGUAGUCUGGAAUUUCUAAAGAAGAUGCUAUUACUAUGAUAGAAAGAGCAAGAAUUAUUUUAGAAGAAAGAAUUAAAGCCUUGGGUUCAGAUGUUGAAGAUUUAAAAGGAAAACUUGGCAUUAUUAACGAAUUAGAUAAAAAAAUAAAAAAGAAAUUUAGAGAAUUAUAAGAAGGAAAUGGUGGUGGUGACUUGGAUUGGUAAAAAAAAAUUGAUUUAAAGGCUGAUGGAGAAGAUACGAAAAAAGAGUUCUUGUUAGUUGAUGAAAAGAUUAAAAAUAUAAUAGAAUUAGUCAAUCAAUUUAGAAGAGAAUUUGAAACAAUAGAAGAGUUCUAUAUGUAAUUAGCUUAAAUGCUUAAAACAAAUUAACAAGAAGCUAUCUCUAUUAUUACUGGUAAUUCGAAGAUUAUUCCAAACAGAUGUGUUGCUUGUGGUACUAAAGGAAGAUAGCAAUACCAUUCAUAAGAUAUGAAAGGCAUAGAUGGUAAAAUAUAUAGAGCAGACUUUGGAUCAUAGCAUCAAACUAGUGUCUAUGAGACAUAGGAAGUAUUUGAUGUCCUUCCGUCAACAAUUGGGUUGCCCUCUAUUAAUGUUACUGAUGAAAAAUUUAAUAAAAGCUAACUUACAACCAAGCAAUCAGUUGUCUCGUUCAAAGGAAGACCAACUUCUGCAAAAUCUGAUUAAAAUAGUGUGCAAUAGUCUUUUAUUUCACAAAAAGGUACUACUUAAAAGAGAUAUUGA